Mycotypha africana is the source of this 1561-nucleotide messenger RNA. Its product is annotated as cation efflux protein. Lineage: Eukaryota; Fungi; Mucoromycota; Mucoromycetes; Mucorales; Mycotyphaceae. The coding region runs from base 174 to 1370 and encodes 398 amino acids. Gene Ontology annotation, biological process: zinc ion transmembrane transport. Gene Ontology annotation, molecular function: zinc ion transmembrane transporter activity. The transcript has 7 exons. Gene Ontology annotation, cellular component: plasma membrane. The record is from RefSeq and is a predicted model, not a curated record.
CUUUAGUCUUCUUUUUACUACGAAAGCCUACUUGCAGUCAGCUCCUCUUUUUUUUUUUCCUUUCUCUCUGUUUAUUGAAUUUAUCUAUUUAGGCACAGAACCCCCUCUGUCCCUUGGUUUUCAAAAAAAAAAAGUUUGAGAUUCCUACGGCCUCUCUAGUUUAUUUACAACAAAUGUCACCAAGUACGUUUAAUGAGACAAUGUCAGCAGAAAGAACACCUCUGUUAAAUGGAGGAGGAGGAGGACAGCAGCAACUACUAGGCAAUAGUGGUUCAGUUGUUUCUUACACUAUUCCACAAGAGAAUUGCAGCAACAACAACUUGAAGGAUCGUCAACAGGCAAAGAGUACAAAGAGAAGGCUAUGGUUCGCAGUAGGAUUGGCUUGUGCUUUCUUUGUUACAGAAUUGGUAGCUGGUUAUUUUGCCAAUUCGUUAGCUUUGAUGUCCGACGCGUUUCAUCUCUUAUCAGACGUAGCAAGCUUUAUUGUGGCCCUUGUCGCUAUCUAUUUGGCAGAGAAACCAGCCACCAAAAAACAUACGUUUGGUUUCCAUCGUGCCGAGGUCAUUGCGGCGCUUGUUUCUGUUUUAACUAUCUGGAUUCUUACCGGAUUUCUGUUACAUGAGGCAAUACAAAGAUUGAAAAAGCCUGAAGUAAUUGAUGCAAAGUUGAUGUGCAUUACUGCUACUAUUGGUGUGGCUGUCAACGUCGUUCUAGCCUAUGUUCUUGGUGGACAUGGACAUAGUCAUGAUGGCCAUAGUCAUGAACACAACCAUAAUACCAACCAUGGACAUGAUGAAGAAACACAUAUUGCUCACCAUGCAAACGGAGGCCAACAUGAACACAAUCAUGGUGAACCAGCAACAGCACCACCCCGCAAAGAAGCAAACAUUAACCUUAGAGCAGCUGCCCUUCAUGUACUUGGUGAUUUAUUAGCUUCUGUUGGUGUGUUGGUUUCAUCGAUUAUCUUGCUUUUCAAGCCCCACUUGACCUUUGUUGAUCCUAUGUGUACCUUUAUCUUUUCCAUCCUUGUACUCUAUACCACUUAUCAUCUUGUCAAGGAUUCUUUGGCUGUCUUGAUGGAAGGUGUUCCUGGCAACAUCCAUCCUGACCUGAUCGAAAAAUCACUUCUCGGUCUUCCUGGCGUCAUUGCUGUGCACGAUUUGCACGUCUGGACUCUUUCACCUGGCAAAUAUUCAUUGACGGCUCAUGUCAAGAUUGAUGCUCAAAAUGGCAAUUAUGAUGAAAUUCUAUCCAAGGGUCAACAUAUUGUCUGUGAUAUCUAUGGUGUUCAUCAUUCCACGCUUCAAAUCGAAUCAGAUAAUACAUUGUUUACCAGUCAUUGUAAUCCUGAGCUAUGUGCUUCUCGUUAAAUUAAUGCUUGAGAUUAGAGAAUAAAACAAAAUCACGCGUCUUUACUGUAUACAUUGCCUAUUUUUUCUUAGUUUUCACUACACGUGAUGAUGAACCCAUUCCCUUACACUUUACCCCCCCUUUUUUUUCACAGUUUGAAUAAAAAGCCUCUUUCUUUUUUUUUUUACUUUUUCACUUGCUUCUUCCCCUC